AUGAGUACAUGGUCAAAAGUUGCAUAUGGAAAAUCAUCCCAUUGCUUCCCUCGGCCGUCGCCGCCGGUGCCCGAUAAAAAGAUCAUGCAUAGCGCCGCCCUUGAUUGGCACAACGUACAUGUCUCACUACAGGCCCACUGCAACCACUCUGUCGGUACUGCUGGCCGUAAAGGCAUCGACAUACCGACCUUCCGUUUCUGUCUCGUUCUGUGUCUGCAUGAUGCAAUCCUUAGGUGCACUAUCUACGGAUCCUGCCCAGACAGAGAGGGGGAGAAAGAAGGAAAGUCGUCUCUUUUCCACUGCCUCACAAUUCGUGUGUACUCCGAUUUGAGCAGCAAUCAUGCAACUGGGAGGACUUUUUCUCAUGCCAAGCGGGUCUGA
Aspergillus costaricaensis CBS 115574 is the source of this 381-nucleotide messenger RNA. RefSeq lists its product as uncharacterized. Lineage: Eukaryota; Fungi; Ascomycota; Eurotiomycetes; Eurotiales; Aspergillaceae. The record is from RefSeq and is a predicted model, not a curated record. The transcript is spliced from 6 exons. The coding region runs from base 1 to 381 and encodes 126 amino acids.